AACUCUGCGCCAGUUGUCAGUGAGUUUCUGAGAGCACUGCAGAGCGUGAACUGUCUACACGUAAGGCGAAAACUUCUGGAAAAAUGACGGCCAACGCGAAACCAUCUUUUUUUGUUGGUGUGGACCUCCACUGUGUGACCAACAACACUCAACACCGCACCAGCAAGCUGUCGCAGGAUCAGCUGAUUGUUAGGCGAGGACAAUCCUUCAUCCUGACCCUUAAACUGAAGGAGUCUUUCAACCCUGAACUCCACCUGUUCACCUUCACUGCAUCAACAGGAGAACACCCAUCUGAGAACAUUGGGACAAUGUCACGCUUUGGCCUCCCCGACUUUGUGAGGCGUUCACAGUCAGCAAAGGCGGUGUGGAAGGCAUCCUUUCAGACGAGCACACCCGGGAGGACGGGAUCCGUGACUCUGUUGAUCACCCCACCGGCUGAUGCUCCCGUAGGAAAGUACGUCUUGUCUGUGAAACACAAGGAUGACGAAAUACUGCUGAAAAAUAUGGUGGUCCUCUUCAACCCCUGGUGUCCUGAUGACUGGGUGUCUCUGGCUGACGAGGAGCAGAGACAGGAGUAUGUGAUGAACGAACAGGGAAUAAUCUAUAAAGGAAGUGGAAGCUACAUCACUCCUAUGAGCUGGGACUAUGCACAGUUUGAGAGUGACAUGGUGGAGAUUUGCCUGAAGUUGUUGGACCUCAACCACAAACACCUGAGAGACCCAGCUGAUGACGUCUCUGCUCGCUGCAAUCCCAUCUAUGUCAGCCGCGUGAUCAGCGCCAUGAUAAAUACCCAGGAUGACAGCGGCGUCGUGGAGGGUCGCUGGUCAGGUUCAUAUUUCGGCGGAAAGCUUCCCUCACACUGGAGCGGCAGUCAUGCCAUCCUGAAGCGCUGGUACGACAGCGGCUGCCAUCCAGUCAAAUAUGGACAGUGCUGGGUGUUCGCUGGCGUCAUGUGCUCAGUGAUGCGUCUGCUGGGAAUCCCUUGCCGUGUGGUCACCAACUACCACUCAGCUCACGACAACAACAAGAACCUGAUCAUCGACGUCUACCACGCUGACUACGGAGUCAGGGAGAAGGAGAGCAAUGACAGCAUUUGGAACUACCACGUCUGGGUGGAGGGCUGGAUGAGGCGUCCAGACCUGGCGAAGGAUGGCAAGUACGACGGCUGGCAAGUUGUGGAUCCAACACCGCAGGAGAAGAGCGAUGGUGUGUACUGCUGCGGCCCAGCUCCGGUCUCCGCCGUCCUCAACGGAGAAACCCAUCUGAAGUACGACGUGCCGUUCGUCUUCGCUGAGGUCAACGCCGACUGCAUUGACUGGAUGAUCAAAGCUGACGGGUCAAAGGUGAAAAUUUACUCUGACACCACGAGAGUCGGACACAACAUCUCCACCAAGGCUGUGGGCUCCAAUCGGAGGGUGGACAUCACUAACACCUACAAGUAUGCAGAAGGAACGGAGAAGGAGAGGACUGUGUUUAAAUAUGCCCUUACGAGAGUUCACACCAGUGACAUGGUGGAAAGCAUUAACAACGGAGAAGUGAAUGGAAGCGCGGGCGCCGAUGACCAGUACGGAGGAGAGGGCGUGAACAAGCUGACGGAAGACACAGAAGAAGUGGUUCCAGAGAUCGUCGUUCCGCUGCCACCUGUGACCAUACGGUUUCAAGAGGUGUCCAAGCUGAUAAACACAGAGGAUGUGAAACUGAAUCUGCUGCUGAGCAGCGAGAGCAAGGCUCCCAGGCCGGUGUCCGUCAACGUCAGCGUCCAGGCCAUGAGGUACAACCGCUCCCCGGCAGCCAACAUCCAGACCAAUACAAGGGAGGAGACGCUGCAGCCUGGCAAAGAGCUGUGCAUCCCCAUCCUGGUGCCAUUCUCGGCCUACCACAAGCACAUGGUGGAAUGCGAGAGCAUGACGAUUUCAGCCCUGGUCACAGACAAGCAGAAGCCGAAUAACACAUACCUGGGUGUGAAGGACGUCGUGCUGAAGAAUCCCUCGAUGUCCAUCAACGUUUCCACUUGGAACAAAAUAUACUGCGAGUCAACCGUGGAGGUGGUUUUCACAAACCCUAUCAACCAGGUCCUGAAGGAGUGCACUCUGACUCUCUCUGGAAGUGGUCUCUUCCAAGAUGAGAUGCAAUACACACUUCCGGACCUGAAGCCAAACACCAGGGUGCGGAUCCAGUUGCCUUUUACUCCCUACAAGAGCGGAGAGAGGACGCUGCUGGCCGACUUUGACUGCUCCGCCUUCAGAGACAUCAAGGCCAGCUGCGUUGUCAAUGUCAGAAUAUAAGUACUCGCGAAACAAGAUGUUGGAUGCUUAACAUUCCACAAAUGAAUACACUAUAUAUGGUAAAUGAAGAAACCUUUAUUGUCAGCCUUUACUCAGUGUGAGAUAUCCUAUAUGCUUUGGGUACACUCCCAGAAUCAUUUCUCUACUGUGACCACUAUAACAUGUGUACUUUUAAUUUACUUUACUCCACUUUGACUUUAUUGAGGGAUUUCGAGUAUAAACUUGGUAGAAACAGGGUUUAGAAAAGCUCCGAGCACUAUGAACUUGAAUCAGAACUAGCAGCUUUCUUGCUAAAGUGUCAUUUUUUUUUUUGCUGCUGCCACUUUUAUGAUGUUUGUCCAUGUAUGUUGGCAAAUAUUAGUCUUAAAUUGGCGUUGAAGUGUGUCUGAAUGUAUUGCACUGUUACCUACAAAAUAUGUAAUAUAUAUUUGCUCCAACCUUGA
Messenger RNA from Mugil cephalus (flathead mullet), 2728 nucleotides. It is a transcript of the gene tgm8, whose product is annotated as transglutaminase 8. Gene Ontology annotation, molecular function: protein-glutamine gamma-glutamyltransferase activity. The record is from RefSeq and is a predicted model, not a curated record. Bases 84 to 2285 code for a protein of 733 amino acids. NCBI's taxonomy places the organism in Eukaryota, Metazoa, Chordata, Actinopteri, Mugiliformes, Mugilidae. Gene Ontology annotation, biological process: peptide cross-linking. The transcript is spliced from 15 exons.